AUGACCAAAACCCGGCUCUUCCGCCUGUGGCUGGUCUUGGGGUCCGUGUUCAUGGUCCUCCUGAUCAUUGUGUACUGGGACAACGUGGGCACGGCCCACUUCUACCUGCACACUUCCUUCCCCAGGCCGCGCCCCACCCCCGCGCAGGGGGCAGAGAAGGAGUUCACGGCCGACGUGGACGCGUUUUUGCAGAAGCUGCUUAGCGGCGGCCUGAAGCAGAGCGCCCCCUCCGGUCGAAGGACGGAGCAGCCCUCGGUGCAGGCCUCGGGCAGGCCCGUGCUGAGCAACGCGGAGGAGAGCGUGCGGGGCUACGACUGGUCCGCCCGCGACGCCCAGCAGGGCCCGGACCCCGGCGGGCGGCAGGCCGAGCGGAGGAGCGUGCUCCGGGGGCUCUGCGCCAACGCCAGCUUCGUGUUCCCCACCAAGGAGCGCUCGUUCGACGACAUCCCCAACUACGAGCUGAACCACCUGAUCGUGGACGACCGCCACGGCGUCAUCUACUGCUACGUGCCCAAGGUGGCCUGCACCAACUGGAAACGCGUCAUGAUCGUGCUGAGCGAGAGCCUCCUGGACCGGGGCGCCCCCUACCGCGACCCACUGGACAUCCCGCGGGAGUACGUCCACAACUCCAGCACCCACCUGACCUUCAACAAGUUCUGGCGCCGCUACGGCAAGUUCUCCCGCCACCUCAUGAAGAUCAAGCUCAAGAAGUACACCAAGUUCCUGUUCGUGCGCGACCCCUUCGUGCGCCUCAUCUCCGCCUUCCGCAGCAAGUUCCAGCUGGAGAACGAGGAGUUCUACCGCAAGUUCGCCGUGCCCAUGCUCACCAUGUACGCCAACCGCACCGGCCUGCCCUCCUCCGUCAGCGAGGCCUUUAGCGCGGGCCUCAAGGUGUCCUUCGCCAACUUCAUCCAGUACCUGCUGGACCCGCGCACCGAGAAGCUGGCGCCCUUCAACGAGCACUGGAGGCAGGUGCACCGGCUCUGCCACCCCUGCCAGAUCGACUACGACUUUGUGGGCAAGCUGGAGACGCUGGACCAGGACGCCGCCCAGCUGCUGCGGCUUCUCAAGGUGGACAAGCUCCUGCACUUCCCCCCGAGUUACCGGAACAGGACCGCCAGCAGCUGGGAGGAGGGCUGGUUCGCCCCCAUCCCCCUGGCCUGGAGGCAGCAGCUGUACAAACUCUACGAGGCCGAUUUCGUCCUGUUCGGCUACCCGAAGCCCGAGAACCUGCUCAGAGACUGAGGGCGGCGGGGACAGUCCCGAACGCCAGAACCAACCGGGCUCACGUCAUCUGCCGUCCCACGGCCGUCUUCCCGAGGGAGGAGCGAUGGGCUCCCGCGUGGAUUUUUUCACGGCCCCGUUUCCCUGCCGGCCUGACACGGCAGGGUUCCCCAGCGCUCCCGUCAACGAGGAGGCUGGAGACCGUCCCUACACUCCAGUUUUUUAAAUAACCUACGAUUUUGCAAUCUAGACGUACCGUUUACUCCACUGCCUAUAUUCGUUCAGUACUGUGUUAAUAUUGUUUUCUAAGAUUAAUAUAUUUGAGAUAUUUAAUAUGAAAAGCGCAGAAAGAGAGGAUGGAGUAAAUGUUACACCUGCUU
Molecule: messenger RNA, 1604 nt
Organism: Neofelis nebulosa (Clouded leopard)
Lineage: Eukaryota; Metazoa; Chordata; Mammalia; Carnivora; Felidae
Gene: CHST12
Product: carbohydrate sulfotransferase 12
Exons: 1
Coding region: 1-1245 (414 amino acids)
Biological process (GO): carbohydrate biosynthetic process; proteoglycan biosynthetic process
Cellular component (GO): membrane
Molecular function (GO): sulfotransferase activity
Source: RefSeq, a predicted model, not a curated record